GGUGAAAACAAGGAGACAGCUUGGCACGGCGCAGGUGGACUGAAUGAAUCUGAUUACAAUGGCAGUGGAAGAGAGUGAAAACAAAAAUGACUGGAACUGAGCAGAAAUCCAAGGACACAAUCUAACCAAAAGAAAAUCUUACAAAGCAGCAUGGGUUGUGUUCCCAGGUGAGGUAACAGGCCUGUUCUGGUUUGUCUGGAAGAAAUCCUCCUUGUGAUCAUUAUCACAACAUUCAGCUUCAUCAUUCAUCCAGUAAUGCAUUCACGUGCAUCCAGUCAAGUCAUUGAAAAAGAAUUUUCCCAGUAACUGAACGAAGACUUCCAGUGGCUAUGAAAGAAGUUCAGCCAGGAGGAGCAAGCUUUCUCCCAAAUCUUGAUCAUUUCCAGAUGGGAGCCCAGACUGUGUGGCACACACACAUUAACACACACUCAAAAUCAAGGAGGGGAAUGUGAGAUUUCACAGAGGGAGGAGGAAACAAAAUCCAGCACAAUCAAAUUGCAUGUACAUGUGUGUGUUGAGUUGUGCGAGAAGAUCUGCGUGUGAGGAUCAUCAGCAUGGCGUGGAGGUGGUGGGCUCUACUCACCGUUGUUAACCUGGCCAGCCUUCAGGGAGCCGCUCGACAUCACAGGAAAGCUCUGUAUCCAUCUGCACACAGGAUAAAGCGUGGGGCAUAUUCCCUGAUUAACCCCACAUUCCUGCGCUCGGAGGAGGACACUAAACUGCUUUUUGAGAUUCUUCUUGCAGGAAUGCAGAUUCCAGGCGAGGAUCACCCCCUCCUGAUCCCAGAUGAGGAGCUGGCCUCGCUACGAAGUGUGAAAAAAUUGGAAGUGAUCUGUGAGGACGUGCUGCCAAAGAAGCUUUCUGAUAUCCGUCGUCUGAUGGCAGACCUGGCCCCGAGGUGGCAGCCUCUCAACUGGCAGGACUUUGAGAGAACGGUGCUGACUUUAGUCUAUACCUCACAGAUGCUUGCUCAAAUUAAUAACCAGCACCAAAAAGAGCUGUGGAUGGACACGCUUGUGCAACUGGCCCAAGCUGUUCAACAUGACCUCAGACCCUCCUGAGAAAAACUCAAAGCUUCAAUUUCAACAAUUCUAAAUCUAUACCUAAGCAUUUUACUGGUUUAUAUAAUAUUUACCCUGUGAGUACAGAUUUCCAGUUGCAAUGUAUAUCGGCAGUGCUAAAAUACCAAUACAAUCGUAAUAACUUCAACAUUUGUAUGGUAGAAAUGUACGUAAACACCAUAAAAGCAUGAAUCCACCAUGCCUUGGAUCAUCGGUUUUGGUUGGUGGUGGUGGUUUAAUGGUAUGGGGGAUAUUUUCUUAGCACACCUUGGGUUCUUCAGUACCACCUGAACAUCCAUUUAAAGGCCACAGCCUACCUAAAUAUAGUAGGUGGUGUAACAUUAUUGACCCUCAGAAUUCUGACUGAUUAACAACAUGCAUGAACUGAUGUGCAGGUAUGCAUGCUUUUCACUCCGACAUCCUGACAUAAAAUAGUUCUGAAAUAAUCUAAAGUUUCUGCAGAUAAUGCAAUUUCAAUGACCAUGAAGCUGUUAUGAAAACGUGUUUAGAUGCAUGUCAGUAUAUGUCAAAUAUUUAUCUUUUAAAGUGAAUAAUGUUAUUCGGCAAACUUGGAAAUUUGUAGACAUUUUAAAUGAUGCAUAUUUAAGUCAAAGUCAGUUAUACCUUCUAGAUUUGUUAAGAAAUAAUGUUUCUUUUCCAGAAUAGAACAUUUCUGUGCAUGUUGGUAACUUUGAAUGAGUACACAGCUUCCAUGAAGUGAUAUUCUCAUCUAGUCUUUAUUUUGGAGCAAUCUUUCUCUCUGAAAAGAACAGAUGAAACAGCCAGUUGCUCCCCGGAGAGUUGACCUUGAGGUCAGGUCAUCCCAAAUGUUGUGUUUAGCUGGUGUCCGAACCAGUACCCAACAUUUAUGGUGGCCAAUGGGUACAAAGGCGCAGCAUACUGCUAAACGUGUGUGCUAAUCACACAAAUUUGCUAAAAAGACAUAAAUGAUGUAAACUCCAAAACACACAAACAAGGAAAACAAAUGCAAAGAAAAAAGUUUGCAAAUCACUGAUUGGCCAUGGGAGGAGGAGAAAUGAGACGGUUUUAGUUGAGACAGUGCAGGGAAAAGUUAAUAAAACACAAGAGCGACUACAAUGAUAUGAAGGACCACAGUGGCCGAGGCAGGUCAUGCAUGCAACUUUACCAUUUACAGAUCAUAAACCAUGCGUGAAGGCUGACAGAAAAGAAAAAGGACAAAUUAGGUUUCUGAAUUACACGCAGCUAAUCACACAUAAAAUCAGCUGUUCAGAGUCACAAACAUUUCCCCCAAAACACACAAAAUAAUACCACCAUGAAACGUGUUUGGUUCGGACAUCUAUUGAUGGUCCUUAGGCGAACCAGCAUCUGCAGGAGGGAGCAGGCAGACAGCAGCUGCCCGUAACCAGACUGCCUGUAUCGGACCAAAUUGGAGGAAAAUUAUAACUUCCAGACAUCCCGACAGCAGCGUCUCUCCUCUCUGCUUCUCCUGCCACACCCCCCUCACAUCAGAACCCCUGAGCUCAUCUGUUCUGGCUGGGCUGUGGUCCAGAUAAUUAUCCUAGUGGAUUAUUAUUAGUAUUAGUAUUUAGUUUAUUCAUGUUUUUAUUUUCUAUUAUUUUUUAUCAUUUCAUGCAGAUUAAUGUCGCAAUGUAACACAGACAGCAGCGUCCUUAAAGCCUUUGGGGCUUCAGCCACUAUAGCUUCAGCUGUUGGCGAGUCAGUGGAAACACAACAGUUACCGUACCGAGUAAAGCAAAUCGAGUGGCGCAGAGCCACGCUGGCUAAAACGAGGCAGUGGAAAAGGGGCACAAGUUUCUUCUGGGCAUCCUGUUAAAGUUUUCACCAAGGGUCUGGUCGAUAUAACUUGGUGGUUGACUCCCCCUAGUGGCCUGGCACACUUCCGUUUUGUGGACAGAGUUUGUAGCUUUUAUUAACUUGCUGUUGUUUUUGCUAUUUGCAGCAUUUUUCCUUUGCAUUUGUUUUAGUGGUUGUAGUUUGUUGCUUCUCUCUAUUUUUUGUGAUUUAAUUUUUUUUAUUUUUAAAUAAAAUAUUUGCAGCAUUUUCUGAUGCAUUUGCUUUUUGAGUUUGUGUAUUUUUAAGUUUGCAUCUUUUAUAUAUUUCCAGUGCAUUUAACUAUUUGCAGCACAUUUGCACCUCCAUACAAAUUAGGUGCCAAUACCUUUGCAUUUACAUUUCAGAGAGAAGGAAUUUUUGACCAAAUUAAGACUUUAAUUAGCUAAGGAUCCUAAAAAUGUUAUUUCAAUUAAAACAGUCAGGUAAUCCCGGGUACUAAGUCGGGGGAAGAUCUGACUCGUUCAAAACAAAAAACAUAGUUUCUAAUGGUUCAUUUGGGCCUGUCAUUACUAUGAAUCUCUAAAAGCAAGUUUAGAAAAGGUUUGACUACAAGAUUACUUUACAAAAUUGUGGUUAUAGUUUAUUUUUAAAGGGGUGCUUUUGUAAUUACAUUGAUUAUUUUAGAAAAUAAAAAUUCACAAAAUCUAACCACAUUAGUUUGACUUUCUGAUGCAGUGAAUACAAGCCCCUGCCCUGCCUGUUUGAUGUCUUCAAAUAACUUUAGAUAUUUUUCUCUGCCUGGAAAAGAUUGCUCAGCUAAUUUAAAUUAUUUUAAGUUGUUUUACAUAAAAAAACGAACAGAUUAUGUGCAUAUCAAAAUCCCUGAUUGGUCAUUUAGGCAAACUAAGAAAUGUCCAAAGGAUGUUUGCUUCAAAGGGACCAAUUUUCACACUUAUCGGUGGAAAAGGAUGCUUUUAAGAAGAUUUUGUGUGGAUUACAUAUUUCAGGGUGGAUGGAUGGUAGUUAUGGAUUUAUGGAGUUAUUUUCUCUCAUUCAUGAAAUGAAAACGCUUUUGCUUAUAUUUUCAUUUGUGUUAUGCUGAUACCACAAUUUUCUGCUUUCCUUUUUUAGCAUAGCCACUUUCAGCUGUGGUUGAGCUAAUUUCGGAGUAUGAAGAAAUGGGAAGAAAAAUGUUUUAAUAAAGAGUUUGCAAUGUU
Molecule: messenger RNA, 4054 nt
Organism: Girardinichthys multiradiatus
Lineage: Eukaryota; Metazoa; Chordata; Actinopteri; Cyprinodontiformes; Goodeidae
Product: protein FAM180A
Exons: 5
Coding region: 555-1061 (168 amino acids)
Source: RefSeq, a predicted model, not a curated record